This is a messenger RNA of Ceratosolen solmsi marchali, 1751 nucleotides long. RefSeq names its product eya transcriptional coactivator and phosphatase 2 (gene eya). Gene Ontology annotation, biological process: negative regulation of extrinsic apoptotic signaling pathway in absence of ligand; multicellular organism development; cell differentiation. Gene Ontology annotation, molecular function: protein tyrosine phosphatase activity. NCBI's taxonomy places the organism in Eukaryota, Metazoa, Arthropoda, Insecta, Hymenoptera, Agaonidae. The transcript is spliced from 9 exons. The record is from RefSeq and is a predicted model, not a curated record. Bases 140 to 1726 code for a protein of 528 amino acids. Gene Ontology annotation, cellular component: nucleus.
AACGACAACAGCAACAGCAACUGCACAGUACCAGUAGCGACAGCGGCAGCGGCGCCUUUCCUUCGCGCCCCGGCCCUUUAAGUACGCCAUGUGAGCGCCUCGAAGACGACGCAAUAAUAUCAUCGCUAGGGAGAGUGAUAUGUUAACCGAAGACAAUGACCCGACCAAACCGGCAGGGGUUUUAGACAAUGCUGGCAACGUGUCUUCAUCAACCGAGGCCUCGAUACAGCACCCUCGCAGUGCAAACAAUGAAGCAGAGGUUAAGAAUGAAGUACAAGACUGUCCGGAGACUGACAGCGUACCAGGAGGCGAACUGUACAUUGACGAAAACGCCGAGGAAAAAGACCAAGAGUAUCCGGAUUCGAUGGAGAAGGCUGACUACGGAUCGCUUUAUGGCGCCAAUCCUUAUUACAAUAGCUUGUAUAGCUCACCAUCCUACGGAAGUACAACUGCCUCGAAGGGCUCGUCGUCUUUACAGAGUUCAUAUUUAAAUUCCUAUACAACGCCAAGUUCGAUGACACAGUAUUCUUCGUACGCUGGCUACAACAGUGGCUCGGCGACAUUUCCCGCUGUUGCACAGAACAUAUCCUCAGCAUCUCAGAAACUAGAUUAUACGGCCUAUAGUACCUCGCUGUAUGGAAAUGACAGGGUACCUUUACAGUAUUCCGGAUAUUAUCCAGUACCCGGUUACCACACAACGCCAACCUCGUUUAACAUUAGUAAUUUAAAUUUUGUAGAUUCGUCGAAGUCGGCGUUGACGUUAGACCCGACUUCUCACGAUACAAGUGAUCUAACUAUGCGGGAGACCGCGAACGUUGAAGGGACCAGUGCGAAGCCCUGCAGACGCGGACGCCGACAAAGCGGAAGCGGGAACAGUAUCGGCUCGGCAGACACAACCGAGGCCGGACCCGACCGGAUAUUCAUUUGGGACCUCGAGGAAACCAUAGUCGUGUUUCAGACGCUGCUUACAGGACAAUUUGCCACGACGUAUAACAAGGAUCCGACGAUACUCGCUCAACUUGCUUAUAGGAUGGAAGAAAUUAUAUUUUAUCUGGCGGAUACACACUUCUUUUUUAACGACAUCGAGGAUUGCGACCAGGCGCACAUCGACGACGUAUCGUCGGACGAUAACGGCCAGGACCUCUCCUCCUACAAUUUUGCCACGGAUGGCUUUCAUUGCGAGGCUGCAAAUAAUGGUCUCUGCUUACCCUCGGGGGUGCGUGGAGGCGUCGACUGGAUGCGAAAGCUGGCCUUCCGCUAUCGUAAGAUCAAGGAGACCUACUGCAACUACCGCAACAACGUCGGCGGCUUAUUAGGAGCGGCCAAGCGGGAGCACUGGCUCAGCCUCAGGGCCGAGAUCGAGCAGCAGACUGAGAAUUGGCUCACCGUGGCGAUAAAGUGCCUCAGCUUAAUAGGCAAGAGGAAUCAUUGCAUUAAUAUCCUCGUCACUUCUGAGCAGCUUAUACCGUCGCUCUCGAAAAUUCUGCUCUUUGGCCUUGGGGCGCUCUUCCCCAUAGAGAAUAUUUAUUCGGCAUCGAAAACUGGUAAAGAGAGUUGCUUUGGGAGGGUCAUUGCAAGAUUUGGGCGCAAAUGCACUUAUGUAGUUAUAGGCGAUGGUUCGGAUGAAGAAACCGCAGCACGAGCGCAUAAUUUUCCUUUUUGGAGAAUAAAGGGUCACUCGGAUAUGCAAGCGCUUUAUAACGCUCUUGAAAUGGACUUCCUUUAACAGUUGUAAUUUGACAAGUUUCGUU